This is a messenger RNA of Drosophila erecta, 699 nucleotides long. It is a transcript of the gene Ran-like, whose product is annotated as GTP-binding nuclear protein Ran-like. Lineage: Eukaryota; Metazoa; Arthropoda; Insecta; Diptera; Drosophilidae. The record is from RefSeq and is a predicted model, not a curated record. Gene Ontology annotation, biological process: protein import into nucleus; ribosomal subunit export from nucleus. Gene Ontology annotation, molecular function: GTPase activity; GTP binding. The transcript has a single exon. Gene Ontology annotation, cellular component: nucleus; cytoplasm. Bases 55 to 699 code for a protein of 214 amino acids.
CCGAUCCCGUACAAGUUAGUAUUAUAAAAUAAACAGAUCAAUUCUGGCUCGGUCAUGCAACCUCAAGAAAAGGAGGUGGCCUCGUUCAAGCUGCUUCUACUUGGAGACGGAGCAACCGGGAAAACCACAUUUGUCAAGCGACACCUGACCGGCGAGUUCGAGAAGCGAUACAUUGCGAGCCCGGGCGCGAUGCCGCACUCACUGCUCUUCCAUACCAGCCGAGGAUGUUACCGCUUCAUUGUCUGGGACAUUGCCGGUCAGGAGACGUUAGAUGGCCUGCGGGAAGGGUAUUACACCGAAGGCCAAUGUGCCAUAAUAAUGUUCGACGUGAACUCGAGAACUACCUACAAGAAUGUGACAAGUUGGCACCGCGACUUGGUGAGAGUAUGCGGCAAUAUUCCGAUUGUUAUCUGUGGAAACAAGGUGGAUAUUGAGCACCGAAAGGAUUGGCCAAAGUGGUUUGACUUUCAUUCUAAGAACUACAUUGAAAUGUCCGCAAAGUCGAACUACAACUUUGAGAGGCCGUUCGUCUAUCUGUUGCGGAAACUGGUUGAUGAUCCCAACCUGAAAUUAGUCCAGAGCCCCGCACUAAAACCCCCACAAGUUGUUUUCACCGACGAGAUACGCCGUCAAGUGGAAAGCGAUUUAAUGGAGGCCAGCUCCUAUCCUCUGCCCACCAGUGUCGAUGAUGAUUCGUAA